CAGCACAUGAGUCAAGACUUCCAGCAGAAAUCGAAAGAAUUUUUUUUCGUUGUUUUUUUUUACCAUAUGUGAAAAAGUGUUGUCGUUGUUGGUGAAUGUGUUUGUUGUUAACAAUUUUGUGUAUUAAAAGAAUCGAUGAUGUAAUCGCGACGCGUGUUCUUCAUUCAAAUUUGCAAUUAAUACUCGCGAGAGGACUGAGUGUAUUUUGUUGAUUAUAAGACAGUGCUAUUCAUCGGUUGUUUGGGGGAAAAACUGUGUGUGCAGUGUGAGACAUUAGUCGAACAGAAAACGCGAGAAUAAAAUUUUUAUUUAUAAAUCCUAGUCCGGCUAGAAACUCAAUAUACAAAAGUGUUGUAUAGUGCUUUGCCGGCUCAGUUGUUGAUUCAUUUACGAUGAGUAGUUCCUCCGAUCCCCUUCUCAAUCCAGACACCAUGACCGUAGCCAGCAAAGAAUUGGCAUCGCAGCCGGAGAAUUCAAAGUCGGAUGUCUCUAAGCCAGCAUCCAGCGACGACAACGUAUUCAGCAUUGUGUAUUCGGUGCUGAAGAAGGUCGCAAUCGUUGGCGCCAUAUAUUUUGUUGGCUAUAUGGGAUGGUCGAUGGCCUGGCUAAUUACGCCAAUAAUGUUUUCCGUGACCAGAGAGCAGUGGAAGAAGUCGUCACAACUUAAACGAGAUAUUUCCAUUUUGUCAGCCAUUUCCAGUGAACGUGAUGUGAUUUUAGCUAAGAUAACCGAUCUACCUGCAUGGGUUUAUUUUCCCGACGUGGAACGAUGCGAAUGGGUAAACAGGAUCUUACAUCAAGUAUGGCCGAAUGCCAACCAUUUUGCAAAAGAUCUCGUCCGAGAUGUAAUCGAACCGAACGUGGCCAAAGCUCUGGCCGGCUACAAACUCAACGGUUUCAAAUUCGAUCGAAUCAUUUUGGGACAAGUUCCGCCACGGAUCGGCGGCAUCAAAGUGUACGACAAAAAUGUGGCUCGCAACGAAAUCAUCAUGGACCUGGAUUUGUCGUACACCAGCGAUUGUGACAUUAACUUUCAAUUGGCUGGUGUGCGCGGAGGUCUGAAACAUUUCCAGAUCCAGGGCAUGGUACGGGUCAUCAUGAAGCCGUUGAUCGCGAAAAUGCCAUUGGUCGGUGGACUGCAGAUUUUCUUUUUGAACAAUCCGAACGUCGAUUUCAAUCUGGUCGGCAUCGUUGAUUUGCUGGACAUGCCCGGAUUGAGUGAUAUGCUACGGAAAAUUAUUGUGGAACAAAUCGGUGCGGUGAUGGUGCUGCCGAAUAAAUUGCCAAUUACGUUGAGUGAUGCUGUUGCGGCACAUGAUCUAAAGAUGCCUGAGCCGGAGGGAGUUCUUCGAAUUCAUGUGGUGGAGGCGAAGAAUUUGAUGAAGAAAGACAUCAGUGUUCUGGGUAAGGGUAAAUCAGAUCCGUAUGCAAUUGUCACCGUUGGAGCUCAGCAAUUUAAGACCCAGACAAUUGACAACAAUGUCAAUCCGAAGUGGGACUACUGGUGUGAGGCGGAAAUAAAUGCAGUUAUGGGACAGGAAAUAACAUUCGAGUUAUGGGACUGGGAUCCAGGUUUUCCUGGCGUUGAAAAUGAUGAUUUCCUUGGCAGAGCAACCAUCGAAAUAAGCAAUGCGGUGAAAAGGGGAUUGGUUGACACGUGGUUAACCCUUGAAGACGCUAAGCACGGCAUGGUUCACAUUCGUUUGACUUGGAUGAACUUGACGGCAAAUCCAAAUGAUUUGCAGAGUGCACUAGAAGAAACUCAAUUGCUACGAGUCAGCAGCAUGAGUACGGCUCUCUUGACCGUUUUCAUUGAUUCAGCAACGCAUUUGCCCCUCGCCCGACCACAAAGCAAGCCCGAUCCGUACAUGGUAUUAAGUGUCGGAAAGCAAACCCAGCAAACGCCAGUUCAAAUGCGUACCGAUGCUCCGAUAUGGGAACAAGGCUUUACGUUUUUAGUAGCCAAUCCAGACAAUGACACCCUGCAACUACGGAUUGUCGAUCAGAAAACCGAUAAGGAACUGGGACGUUUCACGUACAUACUGAGCGCACUGUUGGAAAAGUCCGGCAUGGAGAUCGUAUCACAACCGUUCCAGUUGCAAAAGUCAGGCCCCGAAUCCAAACUCACGAUGACAUUGGCUCUGAGAAUUCUUAAGAAAGCACCGAACAUGGAGGACGAAGCACAGACAGCCAUUACGGAAAGAGGUGACACAGUCGAGGAACUGUCGCGUCAAACAUCAUCAAAAUCCGAUGUUUCGCCGGUUCCACCCUUACGGAAACAGGAUUCCCGAAUGUCGAAUCAUUCAUACGGCAAUGACACCGACUCGGGAGUAGCCAAUGAAGAAGUUAAUGUUGCACUGACGGCCUCAAAAACAUCUGCAUCUCCAUCGCCUGAUCUCAGUGAGCAAACAUCCGGGCUCCUGCACCGUACACCUAGUAUGACAUCAUCUGCUGGCAUUGCCGGACGUGGACGAAUUCAAUUGACGUUACGAUAUAGUGUACAGCGUCAACGUCUUGUCGUUAUCGUUCACAAAAUCAUGAAUAUUCCCUUAAAAGAUCCAUCAAGCAUACCCGAUCCGUAUGUGAAACUGUACUUACUACCCGGUCGAUCCAAGGAAUCGAAACGAAAAACCAUUGUGGUGAAGGACAACUGCAAUCCCGUGUACGAUUCCACGUACGAGUACAUAAUCUCUGCAGCAGAACUGAUGACAACGGAAUUAGAGGUCACUGUUGCCACACAGAAAGGAUUCCUCAGUGGUGGCAGUCCAGUCAUUGGGAUGCUCAAAAUUGCGCUCAACGAACCCGAGAUAUCGCAACAAGGACUGACGUCCUGGUAUGAUUUACUUCCGGAGAGUGGAUUUGAAUAGACGUGACAAAGUGAACGGUGGUUGUGGAUGUCUUUAAACAGAUGCGUCACUUACUUUACUCAAUUUUGAAAAGCUUUACAAAAAUUGAUGUUUAAUGUAUGGGAACAGGUUUUCGGAGUUGUAUUUGUCCUGAAAUCUUUUUUUUUUUAAUUCUUAUUGUGGAGUUUGACUCUGUUUUGACUGGCUUUUAAUUUUCGAAAAUUCUUUACAUUUCGAUCAAACUAUACACAGAACUUGAUAUUGAAUUUAGGAACUUGCGAGCGGCUUGCAUUUAAGCUAUGCUCUAGCAACGCAUAUAAAAUUACGUCCAUAACGUUGAAUCUCUACUAAGUAAUAUAGUUUAGCCUUAAGUUUGAAUAUAUUGUUUGUUAACUACACUGUGGCGUUGCAUUUAUGCACUGUGUUCAAUGAAUUAUACUUUUGAUGUUUAACCUUUCGCAUACGGCCCGCUUAUCUUAUGAAUAACGACAGCUAUGACGACAAUAAAGUGUUAAAGAGAGAUUUCGGACUAGUUUACUUCAACUGAUCUUGGAGUCACGCGUCAACAUGAGAGAAAUCGCAGUACAGAUUCGAACUGAGCUUUGCUCUCAGUUGCUUCUAUUUCACUCAUAAAGUUUUGACAGCUGACUUCGAGACCAAUUAAAUUAACUGGUCUUCGCUCUCCUUUAACACUCAGUGGACUAAGCGUUUUUCCUGACAACAUUAAUCAAGGAAUACAAUGUUAGCGGAAGAAUAUUCCGGAUCAGUUAAACAUUACUGGUCUCGAUGUCAAUAAUGUCAAAAUUACAGAAUAUACAAAAUUCGUUGCCUUUGAGGCCAGUUAAAUUUAAUUGAUCUCGUGGUCAGCUGUCAAAAAUUCAUGAAUGAAAUAGAAAAAUUGGAAGCUCAGCUCAGUUUAAAUUCGCAUUUUCAAUUCCUCUCAUUUUGAUGUGUGACCCACAGAAUAUUGAUAAUUAACUGGUCACACAUCGCUCUAAACACCAUCUUUAACCCCUAGAUCAGUUAAAUUUGAGUGGUCUUCGCUCUCAUUUAACACUCUAUACAUAGACUGUAAUGAUGUGACAGAAUGUAAUUCGGAUCAGUUAUUUUCACUUGUCUUAAGGGAUGUGUUAAAAUUUAUAGGAAAAUAUUCCAUGACAAGUAACCUCAAUGCAAGUUACAAUUAACUGGUUCGCUGUAUUUGAACUUUAAUCAUAACAGUCUACAAACUAGACUCAUGUCAAAUUGAAUCAAUUAAUAGAUGAUGUAUAUUGACAAUACUUCCACAUAAGAUCGAAAGAAAGUGAAAGAUUCGAUAUUAGUCAUAGGCUCUCCGUCUGUGAAAGGUUUUAAAAUGUUGUCGAAAUUCCAAUUUUUUCAUUGAAAUUAAUUUUACGCAAUUUUUAUCGCACAAACUAAACGAGAAAUGUUUUUUUUAGUUUGAAUUAAGCGCAGCACAGCAGACAUAUAGCAAGGUUAUUUCCUAUACCAACCUUUCUUCCUGCGAGAUAUUUCAUGCGAAUUUCAAAUUAUUUGAGAAACAAUUUUCUCUCUUAUCAAGGUAAUUCGCGACUGCCUUAAAUAAGUGGUUGAUUUUUAAGUGUUUUUCUAACUAAGAGAGGGCGCUGAUGCUAAAGUUUAGGAUAAAAUACCCGAACGUUCACAGCGCUUUUCGGUGGAAUGAAGAAAGGAUCUCGUCACCUAUUCGUUGGCCAUGUCGUUGCAUCUUUUAUUUAUUAGCGACAUUUCCAGGCUUCAUCUCAAUCCGUUCAUACUUCAUAAUAAAAUCAAAUUUGGUGAGCCUUGCCAGCCAUGCCUAACCAGUUGAAAAUUUUAUUUUGAAAUGUCAUUCUUCAUCGUCGUCAGUGCACGGAAUUUCAUUUUGAGUGAAUUGGUAGAUGAACAAAUGCACCAAAAAAAUAAAUCUCAAUGCUUCCUCGUAAGUGAGGCCGACCACAGAUGACCUUGCGUUUCUUUUGUGCAAAUAGAUGACUUGUUUUCGUAACCCUCCAAAUUUGAGACUUGUCAAUUCACUAUUGAUGCUAGCAGUGCUAUGGGCAGGCACAAUUCUGGGUUAGUUCACUCUUUCACUUUAUUUUUAAAUGACAACGCACUUACGAGUUCAAUUUAAAUUAAAGAAUUUUUGAGGAGUUUCGGCAAUUUGAAAAUCAAAUUCCGAAUAAUAAGCCCUAUCAUGUGCGGCAUCAAUAUCUUCAAAUUGACAUUAAUUUGGUUUUGAUAUCAUGAAAUCUGACUGAGACCUACACUUAAAAUUUUACGGAACAAUCGUUACAUUUCCUGGUAAAAGCUCAUUUUGCAAAAUGUCACCGUUUUCCACUUGGCAGUGUGAGUCUUCCACGUCCUCUUGUUACUUUUAAAUAUUCCCAGCGAAAAGGACUUAGGAAAAAAAGUCCUUUGGAAAUUUGAUCAGAUUAAAUUCGCUCGUAAAUUGGUAUAUUUUACGUUCAAGCGAACGAAAUAAGCGGCUUAUAGUCUCAUGAUGUUCAACGUUAGUUAAAAUUUAGUUUUUUUAAUCACCUACAACAUAUUUAUAAAAUUGCGUAACAUUUAAUUUGCUCCAAUAAACUAUAAUCAGGCAUUUAAGUUUUAAAUAUAUUUUUUUUUGUAUAAUAAUCCGCAUCAAUGAAUAUUUUUGCUGUUAAUAGAGUGUAAAUUAAUGAUCGGUUUUGUUAAUAUUAAAUGAGAAAUUUUUUAAUUUUAUUGUUAAACAGAAUACUUAUAAUAAUGAAAUAUAUUUACAUGGAACGAAAUUCAAAAGCUCUUCAAAAGAUUAUUAUUGUGUAACACUGUGCUGCCUUCUAAAACUGUGUAAUGUAUAACAGAAACGAUAAAUUCUUUAUAUUAAAUUAAAGGACAUUUUCGCCAAA
Molecule: messenger RNA, 5734 nt
Organism: Bradysia coprophila
Lineage: Eukaryota; Metazoa; Arthropoda; Insecta; Diptera; Sciaridae
Gene: Esyt2
Product: extended synaptotagmin-like protein 2
Biological process (GO): lipid transport
Cellular component (GO): endoplasmic reticulum membrane
Molecular function (GO): phosphatidylethanolamine binding; calcium ion binding; phosphatidylinositol binding
Source: RefSeq, a predicted model, not a curated record